UUUUCCCCCUGCGUUUCCCUACCCGCAAAAUCCCCGCCGGGGCUGGCUAUAAAGUGUCCUGCCCGCGGCUCGGGGCGGGCGGCGAGGAUGCAGCUGCUGCCGGCGGCGCUGGCCCUGGCCCUGCUCCUGAGCAGCCUGGUGCCGGGGGACGGUCUGUCGCUGGAGAGCCUGCUGACCAACAAGAGGUGCAAGUGCGUCAAAUCGACCGCCCAGGUCAUCAGCUUGGGGCUGAUCCUCGCCAUCGACGUUAUGCCGCCGGGCAUUCACUGCAGGAGGAAGGAGAUCAUCCUCUCCUUGACGAGGAGCAGGAAGGUGUGCGUGGCCCCCGAGGCGCCCUGGAUCCAGCUGCUCAUCCACAAGCUGACGCAGAGGAAUGGCACCAGAAAAGAGGCGGCGGCGCGGUCACGGAGGGAUGCGGAAAGGCGGCCGCUGGCCCCGUGACAGGGCCCGUGCCUCCCCCCCCAGCAUCCCCCACCUCUGCCCCUGUCCAGCUACGAUGAGAAAUAACCAGACACGGUUAUUUAUCCGCCCACAGGGACAGCAGUGGUGUAACCACCCCACGCUCAGACCUGCCUGGUGUCACAGCACGGCGCAGGCGCUUGCUCCGCUCCUGGCCCCCCCGCGGUUUUGGCAGGGGGCAGGAGCCUUCCUCCGUCCCCUCAUCCUCCCCCAAAAAGGCUUUCCUGUUGGUUCCCACUGCUGCCCCUUGUUCCAGUGACCCUGCUGCUCCCGUGCGUGGUGCCAGCCUGCCCUGGGUGCCGCUCAAUAAAAACAUGAACGUGC
This is a messenger RNA of Cygnus olor (mute swan), 783 nucleotides long. Its product is annotated as C-X-C motif chemokine 2-like. Gene Ontology annotation, cellular component: extracellular region. Lineage: Eukaryota; Metazoa; Chordata; Aves; Anseriformes; Anatidae. Bases 88 to 441 code for a protein of 117 amino acids. Gene Ontology annotation, biological process: chemokine-mediated signaling pathway; antimicrobial humoral immune response mediated by antimicrobial peptide; neutrophil chemotaxis. Gene Ontology annotation, molecular function: chemokine activity; CXCR chemokine receptor binding. The record is from RefSeq and is a predicted model, not a curated record. The transcript is spliced from 3 exons.